Molecule: messenger RNA, 1131 nt
Organism: Neoarius graeffei (lesser salmon catfish)
Lineage: Eukaryota; Metazoa; Chordata; Actinopteri; Siluriformes; Ariidae
Gene: igfbp6a
Product: insulin-like growth factor binding protein 6a
Exons: 4
Coding region: 67-648 (193 amino acids)
Biological process (GO): regulation of insulin-like growth factor receptor signaling pathway
Cellular component (GO): extracellular region
Molecular function (GO): fibronectin binding; insulin-like growth factor I binding; insulin-like growth factor II binding
Source: RefSeq, a predicted model, not a curated record
GUCAUUAUCUCCACUCCUCUGCCAGUUCACUUCAGGAAGCCUCCUUACUGUUCGAGUGGACGAGUCAUGGCUGCUCUGCGUGAUCUCCUGAUGCUCCUGAUCACAGUCCAGCUCCACCUGUCCACCACUUCCUCUCUCUCUCCUCACACCGGCGUCAGAAAGAGCGGCGGCUUGGGGAAGCGCCAGGGGGCUGUGUCUCAAUCCCUGGAGGAGGGCACUUCGGUGCUGGCACUAGGGGACGCCUGUGGAGUGUACACUCAGGCGUGCGGACGCGGCCUUCGCUGCUUUCCUCCAGAGGGAGACCAAAGCCCGCUGCAGUCUCUGCUUCAGGGGAGAGGAGCGUGCAGGAGCAUCAAAGUCAGCAUCCAGAGGACGACGACGUCAGGCUCUCAGGCUCCAGUGAAUGAAAGUUUGGAGAAGGGCCCUUGCCGGAAACUUCUGAUGUCGCUGCUCCAGAAACUUGAACUCACCGUCAUCCAGACAGAUCGAAACAUCUACAUCCCCAACUGUGACAAGAAUGGAUUCUUCAAGAGGAAACAGUGUAUGUCGUCUCGUGGGAUGCAGCGUGGUCAGUGCUGGUGUGUCGACGAGAAAGGACACAAGCUCCCGUCCCGGGGCAGAGACGGUGCCGUCCCCUGCAGCGCCUGAGUGCAGAACAGUCUCUUAAUCACCAGAGAUUAUUAUUAUUAUUAUUAUUAUUAUUAUUAUUAUUAUUAUUAUUAUUACAUAAUACUGAAACAUGAAGACGGCAUCGUGCACUGAAUGUGUUCUCCAGUUAUCAGAGCCUCUAUCGCCCCCUAGUGGCCUUGACAGUGUUGAACGAUCACUCCAUGUGCUGAUUUCACACGUCAUAAGAAAUAUUCAUAUUUUUAAAAAUAUCACUAUAUAAUUACUCAGUAAGUGUGUGUUUAAUUAGGUUUAAUUAGAUUAAUUGUGUUUAUCUGGACCUCAGGACUGUCAGCAUUCAUUCAACACUGAAACAAAAAUUAACCCCUAAAGCGCUGAAACAGCUCAUUUUAAUUAAAAUAAUUAUACAUACAGUGUCAAAUUAACAUAAAACUCAUUUAAUUAGCAUAUUGAGUGUUCAAAUAUCUAUAAUCCCAGUCCAAUCUGAACUCCAUUUUUUUAAAU